Molecule: messenger RNA, 4242 nt
Organism: Physcomitrium patens
Lineage: Eukaryota; Viridiplantae; Streptophyta; Bryopsida; Funariales; Funariaceae
Product: protein CORTICAL MICROTUBULE DISORDERING 2
Source: RefSeq, a predicted model, not a curated record
UUGCUGCAAAACUCCGAUACCUGAGUGAGCUCCCCACCGGCACCGAGACCUUGAGGAGUUCAGCAUAGCUACCAUCCCCACCACCCCCACCAUCUUUGGCUACCUUGCUCGACCCACAGGCCAACGAGCUCCAGCGUCUUUACGGCACCGAAGUUACCAGCCGAAUGUGUGCUUCACUCCCUAAUAUUCCUUUACUUUUUUAAGCUUAUCUUACCCCUGCUUUCCCCCUCGGUUGUCCGUUGGUGUCGUUUGGUGAUGAUCUGUGACUCACCGCUGGGUUUUGCUGUAAGGCUUCAAUCCUGAGUACGUGACUCCUUCCGGCAGUGCUCGUGUUGGUACUCUGGAGGUUGAUAGAUGUCGUGGUUGAGGUCGCACAUUGGAAAGUGGCGGUGGGGUGAUUAGGCUAGAGGGUUGAGGGAGUUAAGAGGGCCUGUAGUUUUUGGUUUUUACGCUGAGCCGCGGUAAAGGGGGGUGCCGCUGGUGGUGGAGGAAGAGGAGAAGGAGGAUGAGAUGCAGGAGCUUUGAUUGUAUGCGCUGAUUCCGGCGUCGCAUACGUCAGUGUUGUGGACACAAUUUUGUUCUCGAGUGCUUUCGUUUGUAAAACCCUUUUCAUUAACUACUUUGGCUCUUAACCUGCCUUGCAACCAACGUGUGAGCGAAGUUGUGGAGUGAGGGCGUGCGUCUCCAUAGCUUGGUGCCGUAGGUUGUGGUCUUCCAGUUUGCAGCGCUUUCUUAUGCCUGCUCUCUCUCUCUCUCUCUCUCUCUUAUGAAACGCCUGCGCUGAGAACGUUGUUGUAAGAUUUGGCGUUUGUCCUGGAUCGACGACUUCCCAACCCACCCGGAAUGUGGGUCGGCAUCACCGCGGCAUUUUUCUAUCUUCGUCUACAAGGUGACGCUCUUCUCCGAUUUCGAAGGAUGCUGCAGAACAUGUCUUUGCUACGUUGAGCUACUAUGGAUCGGUCUUGUUGCCAGGCUCUCGUGGAUCAACAUUUAGCGGAAGCUUGCUGGUUACGUUGUCAGGAUUCAGGCCACUGUCGCUAUUCAUCGAGGACACAGGAAAACGCCUUAAAAGCACUGCAACUCGUUCUCCAGAAUUUGCUUGGGAUUUCCGACUUUAAAGUUCGUAAUCAUUGAUCAUGUGUCCCCAAGUCUGAGUUUCAUAGGUUCACAGUUCCUCCAAGAUUGGACUACUGCGUUAGAAUAUGUUCCGGAGUAGGUCUGGUCUCUGCUCAUUUUCGAGCUUUUUGUCACGCACGGGAAUCGAAGGACCAGCAUGGCUCAACGUGAGAUGCAGCUGCUAGUCAGUGCAUGAUUCCACGAUGUCCACUGUUGUCCGAAGUCGUGGGAGUCGCAAAGAGCGGGGCGAGAAGGGUUAGACUACUUUCAUUACAACGCUCACCAGGAAUCCAUUGACCCACUCGGGAGACGGGCUGGGAUGGCGACUCUCACGCCAGGAGUCUUGAUCAAGCUACUACAACACAUAAAUUCUGACGUGAAGGCAACAGGUGAGCACCGAUCAGCGCUACUGCAAGUGAUAAGCAUCGUCCCUGCUCUCGCUAACGGUGAUCUCUGGCCCAACCAUGGCUUCUACAUCAAAGUUUCAGACUCCUCUCAUGCGACGUAUGUCUCUCUCGCGGAGGAGCACGACGACCUAAUUCUUAGUGACAAGCUGCAACUGGGGCAAUUCAUUCACAUAGACAGACUUGAGGCUGGCUCUCCAGUGCCGUUGUUGAGAGGAGUGCGUCCUCUUCCUGGCAGGCAUCAGUGUGUAGGCAGUCCUGAGGACUUGGUUGCCACCGUCGUUCCAUCUGCACAAAGUGACACUCGUAAUGGGAGGACCAGCCGUCCUUCAUCACCAGAUGAGCCUACGACCCCCAAGAAGUCUUCUUGUAUCAGGUCAUCCUCCGACCGGGACCGAUAUUCACUUAACUCCAGCAGCUUUCAAGUGCAGUACGAGGAGAUGACGAUUUCUCCUGACAGGUCCUCCACAGCAGCUAGGAAAUUUGACUCCGAACUUGCACAGCGUCUCGCUCGUAGCGACGCCUCAAGGGAUUCAACAGCCAAGGAGAAUGGAUUCGUUGGAUCACCCGUGGUGAAGACUGGAGAUACUCCGAGAUCCCAGUCUCGACCCAAAGGUCGCGUGGUGAAGUCUAGAAUUUUCGCCGAUUCUGCUCCAAGUACUCCAUCUCCCGUCUUGUUCACUGAUCAGAAAAUUCCAUUAAGCCCUAAACCAGCGAGUGGAGUGCGAAACAGCCGAGUUCCGUGUCCGGAAGACCGGAAAAUUCCUUACAGGGAGACUCCUCCCGUGACCGUCGCAAUUAGGUCGAAAUCUCCUGUAAUUAGAAGAUCUCUCAGCGCAGGAAAGGGAAUGGCGAAAUCAAGCUUAGCAGAUGUAACCAAGAGACGUUCUCUAGGAGGAUCACUCAACAGCGCGACAUCUCUUACAGGAACUAAACCCGCUCCAAGAAAGAGCUGGGAGGGAGCUGUGAAAGAUAAAGCACCUCCUAAAGAAGCCAACAUCAAUCGCAACAAAAUCUCGGGUACCGUGAGGAGACUGAGCGACAGCACCCGGAGUGCAGCGUUGCCCAAGUUUCAGACGCAGGACAAGAUUGUGCCAUCGGUUAAGCCAGCACCUGUACCGACAAGAAGUAGUGUAACGAGUCUAAGUAGUUCUAAGGAUUCUAGUGUCCCCCCAGCGAAGAGGUUAGCCUCGGCUGUGGAUUCCUCUGUGACGCAGAAGGAAGUGGUUCUCAACAAGCGUUGGACCGAUGGGAGCGUCUCUUGGGAUUCGCUUCCAGCAUCUUUAGCGACUCUGGGCAAGGACGUUUUGCAAACGCGUGAUGUAGCUUCAGCGGCUGCCGCUCAAGCUCUUCAGGAAGCGUCAGCGGCAGAAUGCGUCGUUCGAAGCUUAAGUAUGUUUGCGGAAAUUUGCACCACAGCAAGGACGGACUCCCCUCAGUCGACGGUGGAGCAGUUUUUGAGCCUUCACCGCACACUCUCAGACGCCAUAACCGUCGUCGAAUCACUCGCUGCAAUCCGUGGCGGAUACACAUCCUCCCGCGACGACAUUAAAGAAGGAAUUUCACCACCAGCUCAUACUGCCACAUCACAGGGCUACCAGGCCGCUGCGACCUGGAUCAACACCGCGCUUGCCUGCGAUCUGGCCGCCUUUUCCCUCCUAUCGAAACAAGAUCGCCAAGUCUCCACCCCAACCAGUCUCCGCCAAGCGCCUACUCAACAACAACUCACAGUCGUUGUCGACGCGCCCCUUGGCGGCGGCCUCAAGCUCGCUACCACGGCUCCUCCCGCAGCCAUAGCCAUGUUCGCAAGGACCACAAACGCAUCCCGGCCGGCCUUGUCCUCCCAAACCGAGACCUCUAACCUUAAGUUCAAAACCUCAAAACCUUCAAGCAUCACUCCGCAAUCUCCAGCAAAGCUGACCCCUGCCGCCUCCCCGGCAAAGCGCUCCUCUAAAGUCGCCCCGCUUCGCAACCUUCCAAAAGCCACGAAGGAAUCGCCCGCCCCAACAGCUUCGUUGGAAAGAGCUUCUCGUCUGCAGCAGAUGGUGGAGCUAGGGAAGCAAGUGCAAAUCGAGGCACAGAGAUGGUUUCUGCAAUUCAUGGAGGGAGCUCUCGACAGCGGCUUUCGAAUUUCGACGCUGGGCGGCAAGGGAGAAGAGAACGGGUUCGUGAGCCAGGCCGAGAACUGUCAGAUUGCCUCCGUGUUGUCGCAAUUGAAGCAUGUGAACGACUGGUUGGAUGGAGUGAGGGAGGAAUUCGAGGAGCGCGUUGUAGAGACGAAGAAUAGGUUGAAGCGCAAGAUUUACGAAUUUUUGUUGCAGCAUGUCGAGUCCGCGGCGUCAGCCUUGGGCAACGUCGCGUCGGUGAAGGUGUUAGCGAAGGCCCCCCCUGCUGUGAAGGCGCGAUGAUGCUGUAUAGCUGGUAACGUUAGAAGGUGUCUUUGUACAUGUUGGGGACGUUCCCUGAAGAAUUUUUUUUCGUGUGACGCUCAUAGUUGCCUUCUGAUUUUAGACCUUUUCUAUUUUUUUUAAAAUUUAUUUUUUUAAUUUUAAUUUUUAGUAUUUGUGAUGGACGGCAUUUAUUUCAAUCAACAUUGCGCAGAGGUGUGGGGUACUCAUUUUUUUCAGCCUGAUAUUAUGUCGGACAAGUGUGAAGAAAAAAAAGGGAAUGUUGGUAACAAUCGUCAUAUGAAUGUUACAAGACAUUUCAUUUAUGCCCAGUA